Panicum virgatum (switchgrass) is the source of this 1351-nucleotide messenger RNA. RefSeq names its product acidic leucine-rich nuclear phosphoprotein 32-related protein-like. The record is from RefSeq and is a predicted model, not a curated record. The transcript has 2 exons. Lineage: Eukaryota; Viridiplantae; Streptophyta; Magnoliopsida; Poales; Poaceae. The coding region runs from base 396 to 1037 and encodes 213 amino acids.
GCGCGCGUCUCCCCCUGUUGCCUCGCCCCGUGCCUGCACAGGGCCGCCGCCGCCGAGCCGAGCGACGCCGCCCCUUUCCGCGUCCGAUUCGCAGCAACCCGCGAUAAAUCAAGCGUGCAGCCGUCUCCACGAGCAUCACCACGCCGGGCCGCCCCUACUCCACCAUCCAGCAUCUUCUUUCGUCACCGGACGAGCACCGCCGUCGCCUGCCGGGCCGAAUUCCGGUCAAAUCAAAUCCUCCUCCGCCGUCUGCCUCCCUCUCCGCUCUCUCCAGCGCCCUUCGUCCGAGGUCCCCGGCCGCAGGAACGUCCAGAGCCGCCGCCUGUCGCGCACACGAAUUCGUUGUAGGAUAAUUGAACAGAUCUGAUUUCGCUGCAAGAAUUCGUGUGCGUGAGAUGAAGCCAGAGGUGGAGGUGGAGGCGGACGAGCGGGCGACGGAGAUGGCCGACAAGAAGGCAGUGGCGGCCAAGAAGGCGGAUGAGGUGGAGGAGGUGGUGGUGGAUGGCGAGGAGGGGGAGGAGGCAGCCGAUGGGGAGGAAGACGGGGAGGAGGCGGUCGGUGGGGAGGAAGACGGCGACGAGGAUGAUGAGGCAGAGGGCGAGGAGGAGGAGGAGGAAGAGGAGGUGCAGGGGGAGGAGGAGGAGGAGGCGGGUGUCAUAGAGAUCUCCGACGAGGAUGAUGAUGACGCCGGGGAGGGGGCGGGCGGUGACGACGACGGCGACGGCGACGAUGACGACGACGACGACGACAGUGACGAUAGUGAAGACGACCAGGAGGAGGAACUGGGAACUGAGUAUCUGGUCCAGCCUCUAGGUCGGGCUGAAGAUGAAGAGCACUCCAGCGACUUCGAGCCACAAGAAAAUGGUGAUGGCAGCGAGGAUGAAGAGAUUGAUGAAGAAGAUGGUGCUGAUGAUGGCGUGGAUUCUGUGAAGGUGCAGUCCUCUGCAAAGAGGAAGAGGUCAGGCGAUGAUGAAGAGGAAAGAGAUGAUGAUGGUGAAGACGACGAUGAUGGGAGGCCACCAUCAAAAUCAAAGUGAUAGUCAGCCCGGGCCGUGUCGUGGAUAUUUGACCUUGUGCAGGGUGCUAAGAGGGAAAAUAAUUAUUCCCUGGCAGGUCGUUGGUAAAUUUGUAACUUUAGGACAUCUGUGGGUAGGUCUUGUAACUGCUGAAACUUUGAGAGUCCAGUGUUCAUCGUGGUAGAUGUUACCGCUGAUGUUGGUUAAUAGCCUCCCAAGACUUAUGUAUGAGGGUUUGAAAACAUGAGGCUUGGUUUAUGCUUUGUAGCUUCUAAUUCAGGUCUGUGGAUGCUUUCUAAUCUUCCAAUAUAGUAAGCUUUGUUUGGUUUGUUCUA